UCUGCUUUCGCCACGCCGCGCCGCGAUAAUAAUCCACGCUUGACAACCAAAGCAAAGCAACAACAGUCCACGUUAUCAUCCGGGCAAAACGACCGCUCUGUCGCAUUGCGUAAAACAUAUUCAAUUAAAAUAUAUAAACUAUCCCCAAUCGCGAAUUGGAAUCUGGUUAAAAUGAGAAAAAUACGGUCUGGUGUAAAAUAAACAAUCAUUAGAUGAACACGCUACGUUUGUUUUGUUACGAAACUCAGAUCUGAGAGACUUAUAGAGACUGUUUUACUGUUGUUUUGGAUUCAUUGUGAGAUGUUGUGGGAAAGUGUCGACUAAUAGGUUGAAUUGAACGGUCUAUUAGGACUUAUUGCGAAUGUGUAUUGAAACGUUCAUCGCUAUUCACGGGCGCACUGCUAUGCGCCACGAUUUGGUGCAUUUCAUAAGGCACACCUCCUCUGAUCAUUACAGCGAAGGAAGAAUUUAGUCUUUAAACACGGGUCGCUAUUGAUGGCGUUAGUCAGCGUCCAGGGCGAAUGGUAUAUAUAUUUCUGGCUUCUAUACUGCAAAAUAUAUUCCGCCAUUAUUUGGUUGUUCGGCAAUCACUGUCGCGGUGCUGAUAAGGUUCGCUCAGUGAUAACCGGUGGAACCGGCGUCCAGUCCUCAGGAAGCAUUCAAAGAGCGCGCACACGUCGCAAGAAAGCGCAGCAGCAUCGCGUGAAAUAUAUUGUCGCUUUAACAAGAAGAUCAUCUGCUAGAAGAAUAAUUAUGGCACCAGGAGCUAGCGCUGCCCACGUUAUGAUGGAAGAUAAGGAGAAAACCCUUCAUGGAGCUGGCGUUUCUAUGCGCACACGCCGCGUCAGUCCAUUCGCGCCACUCCUAAUCGCACUAGUCGGCUUGCCCGCGCGGGGCAAGAGUCAGCUGGCCCAUCGUCUCUCCAGACACCUCAACUGGAAUGGAGAAAGUACUAAAGUGUUUGACAGUAGCGAGUAUCGCCGUCGUCAUAUGGCCCUGUAUGGUAGCCAUGACAUAUUCCGAGCUGAUAACCAGCAGGGCUCUGCCAUCCGUCGCCAGAGCGCCAGGGAGGCUGCCCAAGAUGCUGUCCACUGGCUGAAAGAUGGAAACAGUGUCGCUAUAUUCGAUGGCACAAAUAUAACUCGAGAGCAACGCCAAGACUUAAACGGCCUCAGUGAAAUGGGCUUCAGGAUCCUCUUCAUCGAAUGUGUCUGCGAAGACCAAGAUCUACUCGAGAGGAACAUCAUUGAGAUUCUUCAUUACUCUGCUGAUUAUAAGAACAUGAGUGAGGACGGAGCCGUGGAUGAUUUGAGGAAGAAACUUGAGCAUUAUAUGAGGCAGUAUGAGCCAAUAGACGUUGGAGUGGAGAAUAUCGCGGUUGUACGCGUGGAGAACAUGGGAGAGACCGUGACUGCACACAAAGUCUCUGGGCAGAAGGAGUCAGGCAUACUUGGCUACUUGUCCGGGAUGCGAGCUCUUCCACAGACUUUGUAUUUUACACGGCAUGGAGAGAGCGAGUAUAAUGUCCUGGGCCGCAUCGGAGGUGAUGCUGCACUCUCUGCAAGAGGCGAGAUGUACGCCAGAGCACUGGCAGAACACAUGAACGGACUGGCUACUCGAGAACCAUUCUCCAUUUGGACGUCCGAGCUACGUCGCACCAAACAGACUGCAGCUGAUAUCAGAGCACCGAAAUGUGCUCUUAGAGCGCUUAAUGAGCUGGAUGCUGGCAUCUGUGAGGGACUGACCUACGAGGAGAUGCAGGAGCGUUUCCCCCAGGAGUUCGCAUGGCGUGAUCAAGACAAGUUGCGGUACCGCUAUCCGUGGGGUGAAUCCUACAUCGAUAUCAUGACACGACUGCGCCCUGUCCUCUCGGCUUUGGAAGACGAUCACAACGUCAUCGUGGUAGGACACCAAGCCGUGCUACGCUGCAUGCUGGGUUACUUUCUCGAUGCUAAACUUGAUGAACUUCCAUACAUGACCGUGCCUCUACACACUAUUGUGAAGCUGACAUCCUACGGCUACACGUACAAAGUGGAGAUGAUCAAGAUGCCAGUUGACUGUGUGGAUACACACCGCAAACAGCCCAAGAACUGUUCCAUUACUAGGACUACUGCUGACGCACUAGUAACAGUGCCGUCCCAUUACGAUACUCUCCCAUCUAAUCUGUGGCAGAACCCGUCCGAGGCGCAAAUUUAGACCUCACAGCCUGGCCCUUCCAACAGGCCAAUACCACGACAGCAUUACCAGGGCACCCGCCCUUGGAACGCCUGAAUCUCAGGGCAUGUUCACGGUUGUGAAAAACCUUGGACAAGAGACGCUAUGCCGAGUCUCACGAGUCUCUAGCGACCCCUAGAAUGGAUCCGGCUUGGUUGUUUCAUCACUACUUAGAUGCACCGCAUUGGUUUUAGAAUUAAGUUGUAGUUAGACCAAGCGAGCGAUAUCUCGUUCUUCCGCUACUUCUCUUCUUUUUUUUUAGUAUAAGAUAUUGCUAAGGGCAUUUCUUAAAGUCUGACCUUUAAGUAAUUUAUGACCAUGUAAGUAAUGUCAAAAUUUAUAGUUCACAUACAAUGAAGUACAUUGCAUUAGUUUUGUAUUUGCAUUGCAUGCACUGAAAUUACGGUCAUGAAAAGUUUGUGAGCUAUUUAUUUUGUUAAAAAUAAAAUUUGUUAAAGACUAGUGCAAGAGAGGUAUAUAAAUUUAAGUCGUCUGGUAUGACGUUUAUAACCGUUUUGAUUGGUAAAUCACAUUGACGUUACAACACAUGGCGAGUUACUACUUAUCUCUUAUGAGGUGCGAAAGUGCAUUUUACUUUCAAUUAAUUCUCUCAGAUAUUUAUAAGGAUACAGACAAUAUAAAUGCAUGACUAGUUUAUAAUAUAGUUCUUCCUUUUUGAAAACCAUCAAUGGUCAGACUAAUUUAUUGCUUGACUGUAAUUUUAUAUUUUUAUUUUAAAAUAGUAAUGUGUUCUUUUGGUCUAACUCCAUCAUUCACUAGUAUCUAAUUUCGAAGUAUCGCAUGAUUUUUGAUCAUACGAAUAGCUCAAUUAAUGUUUCAGAAAUCAUUGCAAACGUGAUGAAACGCGUGUUAAAUCACCAAAACGCCGUCAAUCCAACAAUUAUUGAUAAGACUGAAAUGAAUCCUUACUGUUUCCAUGAUAAUUCAAUUGAAUCACCUACAUACAUAUAUCUAUUAUAUAUUUGUGUUCUUAUUUUUAAGUAUGUACCUAGUUUAGUUUAUUAUUCGAAAUGUAACUUUUAUACUACGUAUCAGUAAAUAAAUCUGAAUUGUUUAUGAUUACACGUUUUAAUAUUUGUUUCUGCGUGUACAUCUCGAAACUUUUUAAUUAUCUAAAGUAAUAAGUUAGUUGUAUAUGCAACAUGAACAUUAGUAUUAAGUUGGCACUAACUGAUCCUAAGUUAAGAUCUGUUAAGAUAACGUAUGUAAUUUACAAAAUAAAUAUUAUGUGCGCUUACUUUUAUCUUAUUUGCAUUACAUUAAAAAAAAUAUAAUCAUAAGCCGGGAUUUGUUUCGCAAUGUGUAAAUUACAGUGUUUAAUUAUUAAAAUUAUAGUGUUUAAUUAUUAUUAUUACUUCUUAAUGCUAUCUAUAGUUCUAUUACUGUAAUUGAAAAAGAUUUUUUUGAUGGAAUGUUAUCUCAAUUAUUUUAUCUAGGUAUAUGUACUUAGAAUAGGUUGUUUCUAAAUAGUACCAAUAGGUACGUAUUGUAGUUCUGAAAUGGGCAAAAUGGUGGAUUAUAAUUGUAAUUGUUGAGGAUGGAAAUAUCUGAUCGCAUCGAUAGCUAAAAUAGCAGUUUUUUAUGAUCUAUCUGUUACGAUUGUUGAAAGGAAUGACAAUCUCUUUUUAUAGAAUAAAUAUAAAUUAGUGAUUAGUAA
Messenger RNA from Achroia grisella, 3892 nucleotides. RefSeq names its product 6-phosphofructo-2-kinase/fructose-2,6-bisphosphatase-like. The coding region runs from base 496 to 2196 and encodes 566 amino acids. Gene Ontology annotation, biological process: fructose 2,6-bisphosphate metabolic process; fructose metabolic process. The transcript has 9 exons. NCBI's taxonomy places the organism in Eukaryota, Metazoa, Arthropoda, Insecta, Lepidoptera, Pyralidae. Gene Ontology annotation, molecular function: ATP binding; fructose-2,6-bisphosphate 2-phosphatase activity; 6-phosphofructo-2-kinase activity. Gene Ontology annotation, cellular component: cytosol. The record is from RefSeq and is a predicted model, not a curated record.